Molecule: messenger RNA, 665 nt
Organism: Cutaneotrichosporon oleaginosum
Lineage: Eukaryota; Fungi; Basidiomycota; Tremellomycetes; Trichosporonales; Trichosporonaceae
Source: RefSeq, a predicted model, not a curated record
UGCCUCCACUCCAUCACUCACAUGAAACCACGAACCAGCACUUCAGCCAAGCCUCCCGCCCCGCAUCCCAGCGCGGCGCAGCAGGCAGCGUAUGCGCACAGCAUCGCGGACCUCGAGCUGCCCAAGACGACACUGACCAAGCUCGCCAAAGGCUCGAUCCCCGAUAACGUCAAAAUGCAGCAGGACGUUGUGCAGGCCCUCCUGCGCGGCUCGACGCUCUUCAUCAACUACCUUUCUGCUGCCGCACACGACCAAGCCAUCGCGCGCUCCGGCAAGCAGAUUACGGCCGGCGACGUUCUCAAAGCCGUGGCGGACAUGGACUUCGGGCCGUCGGACGCGCUCCUCCCCCUUCUUGAGCAGGAGCUUGCGUCGUACCGCGCCCUGCAAGCAGCUGCGAAGUCGCGCAAGCCGCCAGCGAAGAAGCGGAAGGCGGCGGACGCGAGUGAGACCGGUGACGCGGGCGAUGCGGGUGAGGCGGCGGCGGACGAGGAAGAAGAGGAGGACGAGGACGAGGGCGACGAAGGGGAGGAAGGGGGAGAGGAGGGGGAGGGCGAAGAGGACGAGGCUGAGGAGAACGGCGCGUAAGCCGAUUUCCAGCUGGCGCCGGGCUUGCGAUCCCUCGCGAGCCCUCAGAAUUCUUGCAUAGCGCGUGCACACUUCUGAAC